This is a messenger RNA of Priapulus caudatus, 2116 nucleotides long. RefSeq names its product sterol-4-alpha-carboxylate 3-dehydrogenase, decarboxylating-like. The record is from RefSeq and is a predicted model, not a curated record. Lineage: Eukaryota; Metazoa; Priapulida; Priapulimorpha; Priapulimorphida; Priapulidae. Gene Ontology annotation, molecular function: 3-beta-hydroxy-Delta5-steroid dehydrogenase (NAD+) activity. The transcript is spliced from 7 exons. Gene Ontology annotation, biological process: steroid biosynthetic process. Bases 153 to 1175 code for a protein of 340 amino acids.
GGCUGACACUUAGGGCUAACGCUGUGUGUACACAUUUGGUUGCAGAUUGAGUUUUUCGGUGUUAUAUCUGCAAUAUCUAGAAAAACAUCUGUCUUAGUGCUAAGGUGACAGCCUUGGUUCAGUUUCAAGCAGAGAAGGCAAGUCGAGCAGUUAUGGCAACGUGUGCCGUCAUUGGUGGAUGUGGGUUUCUUGGAAGGCGGCUGGCAGAGAUGCUCCUAGAACAGGGAUACAGUGUUAAUGUGUUUGACAUCCAGCAGACUUUUGAGCAUGAAAAAAUGCGGUUUUUCAACGGAAAUUUGUGUAACAAGCAGGACUUGUUACCAGCACUUCGGAACACAGAUGUAGUGUUUCACACAGCCUCGCCCUCGGCUGCCAGUGAUAACCGGGAGCUGUUUGAGAGGGUGAAUGUUGACGGGAUGAGAGUAGUCAUCGAUGCCUGCAGAGAGGCUGGCGUGGAGAAACUAGUGGUCACAAGCACUGCCAGCGUGAUCUACGACGGCUCGGACAUCAUGAAUGCAACCGAAGAUUCACCCUACGCCAAAAGGCCCAUGGACUACUAUACUGAGACCAAAAUCAAGCAGGAGAAGGUGGUCCUUGGAGCGAACUCGUCGGAGGAUAACUUUUUCACAAUCGCCAUACGUCCACACGGUAUUUUCGGCCCACGUGAUCAACAAAUGCUUCCAAACGUAGUGAAGGCUGCACGGGCCGGCAAGAUGAAAUUCAUUGUUGGAAAUGGCAUGAAUCUUGUUGAUCAGACCUACGUUGACAAUGUUGUGCAUGGGCAUAUUGUCGCAGCGAAGAGUUUGGGAGAAGGCUCCCACACAGCCGGGAAGGCGUACCACAUCACCAACGACAGUCCGGUGUUCUUCUGGACGUUCCUGUCGAGCCUGCUCACGGGCCUCGGCUACGCGACGCCGCACCACCACGUGCCCUACUUCAUCGUGUACGUGAUCGCCGUGCUGCUGGCGGCGUGCAAGCGCGUGCUGUCGCCGCUGUACGACGUCGGCGAGCUGACGUUCACGCCGUCUCGCGUCGCGCUCAUCGCCACGCAUCACUUCUACAGCUGCGAGGCGGCGAAGCGCGACCUCGGCUACAGGCCGCUCGUGCCGAUGAACGAGGCCAUCGAGCGCACACUGGAGAGCUUCACGCACUUACGCAACAACGUCGUGACGUGAUCGCUUCGGGAGGAGGGAGGUUGAGUUUAGCGUACGUGUACCUGUCGCUCGCACCUCGGUGUUGACGAAGUGGGGUAUUGUUAAUCGUCGUGGAUAGCAAUAAUCGGCUUUUACAGAGCAGGUAAUGUGACUAGGUGGUGUGAUUGAAGAAUGGCUGUGAUGCGCUGAGUGACUUGUAGCUAUUUUUGUCGUAUGUCACUUAGAUGCGUUGAAUCAUCAGUGAGUUAGUUACGUGCAAUGCAAGGGCGAUCAUUUUUAGAUUUGGACAUGGAAUCAUGGGCAGGCAAGUAUAUGGCAUAUAUUAUGGCAACAGUUAUACAUCAAUGUAAUAUGUAUAGAUUUGCUCUUGUGCAGUCGUGAUAUCUAAGUCAGGUGAUGCAGUAUUUUUUAAAGGUAAUUUGUUCAGUUUGGAAUUGUUUCUAACGUUACUACAGGUUGUUUAAGUAAAAGCUGUGCAGAUAAGUAAAUUAUAUUCGUUAAUAAACAUGUUGGAGGGACUAAUGGGCGUAUGUUGUGCAGGGUAUAAAAUACUAGAGGAAAGUAGUGCAUAUGGUUUGCUUGUAGGCUUUCUAGAAUAAAUGUCACAGGGUAAUCAUUUGCCACGUAUAUGUCAUACUAUAUUUUUAAUUUGUAUAUAAAUGUAAUUUCUGUUUAUGUAUAAAAAUUAUAUAUACUUCUGAUAUUUUACUAUAUAGAAUAAUACAAGCAAAGAAAACUAUUAUGUUGGUGCUAGAAAGAUAUUUGCGUAUCCGUAUGUAGUAUACCACGUCUUAUCCUAUCUUGAUGGUAAUGCCUAAUGGGUGUGACCAUGUUAUGUGAGGAAAUUUGUACCCACAAUUUUUCAUUUUACUAGUUAGAUGACAAGUAAAUCGUAUAAAAUGUCAUUGAACAAUAUAUUUGUUAUCAUAAUAAAAAUACACGAAUGAGUGCAUAUUAUAUUA